Molecule: messenger RNA, 2781 nt
Organism: Lasiodiplodia theobromae
Lineage: Eukaryota; Fungi; Ascomycota; Dothideomycetes; Botryosphaeriales; Botryosphaeriaceae
Product: ATPAse AAA+ type core protein
Exons: 1
Coding region: 1-2781 (926 amino acids)
Biological process (GO): telomere maintenance; DNA repair
Molecular function (GO): DNA helicase activity; ATP hydrolysis activity
Source: RefSeq, a predicted model, not a curated record
AUGGUGUCUGGUCUCACCGCCCUCAUUGCUCGUUUGCGCCAGCGUCCUCUCGCUCGCACUCCAGCCGCCGCCACUCCACUACCUCCGCCGCCGCGUUCGUCUUCUCGCUAUCCCAUUACCUAUCCGGCGUACCAUUCCACUUUAACGCGUCCAUACUCCGCCCCCACUAUGUUCAAAAAGGCCGUGGAUACACACCACGCGUCCAACAAACCUUCAAAGCCCACGCUCUCUCAACAGUUGUUCCCCGGCGCAGCACCCGCAGCACCACAGCAAAGUGCAAAGCUGUCUCAGGCCGCAAUCAAACCAAACACCUCUCGGCCACUCGCAACAGCAGCUGGCAACACUCACAGGACAGGCGCGGCAGUGAACUCAGGUGGAAACUUCCGUUCGGUACACAAUGGUGCAGGAGGCCUGAAGCGGACAUCGAGUGGCUUGAUGAAGGCAUUGGAUUCGCAAAAUGCAUUCGGCGAGGAGGAUUUGCCCAAGACUGGAUCGCAGCAAAACCCCUAUAUCAUAGAAGAAACAACACCGGCGAAGAAGCCGAACGCACCCGCCAUGAACAAGAUGCCAGUUUACUUUGACGAGAACGACUUCGACGAUGACAUCGACCUCGAUGUCGAAGACCCCUCCACCAAGAGCACCCUCACACAUCCUCCUGCGCCGCCAAAGACCACAGCUCCGCCUAAGCCGGAGCCUUUACCGAAACCUCAACCACUGCCUCACACGAAUGACUACAAGUCGCGAAAACAAGAGCUCGGUCGGUCUGAGCGUGCUGACUCUGGCUACUUUUCCCAGACGACCCGAGCUGAGUCUUUCACAGAAGUUGAGCCUGCGCCGGACGCGACCCAGCAGAUCCCGUGGUCCUCGUCUCCGAUAGAACACGUUCAAGCGGCACCACAGGCCAACGCACUGAAGAGAUUCAUUUACUCUGCUCCUGAUGCACCGGAAGAUAGGCCUAAGCCGCCGAAGCGACGAACACUGCCUUGGGUUGAGGAAGAGAAAAGGCGUGAGGAGGCGGCGGCAGCAGCAGCAGCAAAGUAUGAGAGCUCAAAAGUCCAGUCGAAAGAUAGCAAGAUGCUAUGGAACACUUCGUCGACUGCAAUUAAGCAGAUGCAGAAGAAUCACCGCGAGCGCGAUGUAAACAAAAAAUUGACGAAGACGUCUGCAACCGGUGUAAGCGGAUUGAUCGAGGAUUCCUUGCGCAGCAAGAAGGGCAAGCUUUCGAGGGUCUUUCUCAGCGAGGAGCAGGAGCAUGUCUUGAAGCUUGUUGUCAACGAGGGCAGGAGUGUUUUCUUCACUGGUUCCGCAGGUACGGGUAAAUCCGUUCUCCUUCGAGAGAUCAUCGCAGCGCUCAAGAAGAAAUAUAUUCGGGAGUCGGAGCGUGUCGCUGUCACCGCUUCUACCGGCCUGGCAGCCUGCAACAUCGGCGGCGUGACGCUGCAUAGCUUUUCCGGAAUUGGCCUCGGUAACGCGCCGGUUGAGGAACUUGUCAAGAAGAUCAAGCGCAAUCAGAAGCACAAGCACCGGUGGAUGAGAGUCAAAGUCUUGGUCAUUGAUGAGGUUUCCAUGAUUGAUGGCGAUCUCUUCGACAAGCUGGAGGCCAUUGCGCGGAGUCUUCGGAAUAACGGCCGUCCAUUCGGAGGUAUUCAGCUGGUCAUCACUGGAGACUUCUUCCAGCUGCCGCCUGUGCCGGAGAAGAACAAGGUCGCGAAGUUUGCGUUUGAUGCCAAUACGUGGAACACGGUUAUUGAGCACACGAUCGGUUUGACGCACAUUUUCCGUCAGAAGGACCCAGUUUUUGCUGGCAUGCUCAACGAGAUGAGAGAGGGUCGUCUUUCCCAAAAUUCAAUCGACGCAUUCAAGAAGCUGAACAGGCCCCUUGACUCGGAUAGCGGAUUAGACGCAACCGAGCUCUUUCCGCUUCGCCAACAGGUUGAGGAAGCAAACCGAAGACGUAUGGCAGUUCUUCAUGGAGAUGUUCGCACUUAUGAAGCCAAGGACGGCGGCACUAUCCAGGACAAAGUUCAACGCGACAGGAUUCUGGCCAACUGCAUGGCUCCAGAAAAAAUUCAGUUGAAGAAGGGCGCCCAAGUGAUGCUCAUCAAGAACAUGGACGAGACGCUCGUGAAUGGCUCACUCGGCCGCGUCAUCGGCUUCAUGAACGAGGCCAUGUUCGACAGCUACCAGCAAAACGAAGCGCAGUACCUCGGCGUCUCGGAAGCCAACAACCCAGACGACCCGGAGGAGCGCAUGCUCCUCGAGCAGCGGCGGCGCGCAAAGAUCACCGAUCUCCUCAACGCCGGCUCGCAGCUGUACCCGGUCGUCCGCUUCACGCUGCCUGAUGGAACGCUGCGCGAUCUACUCUGCCAGCGCGAGUCGUGGAAGAACGAGCUGCCGAACGGCGAGGUGGUGGCCAGCCGGUCGCAGGUGCCGCUGAUCUUGGCGUGGGCGCUGAGCAUCCACAAGGCGCAGGGGCAGACGCUGGAACGCGUCAAGGUCGACCUGGGCCGCGUGUUCGAGAAGGGCCAGGCGUACGUCGCGCUGUCGCGUGCAACGAGCAUGGGCGGUUUGCAGGUGAUGAAUUUCGACCCACGCAAGGUGAACGCACACGAGAGGGUGCGGUCGUUUUACACGAGUUUGAGCAACGUACAGGCCGUGGCGGACGCGAAGAAGAAGAAGGCGAGUAGCAAAGCGGGCAUGACGGCGGAAGAGUAUGAGAGGAGCGUCGUGGAAGAUGGCUGGGCAGACGAAGGAGGUGAGUGUGCGUAUGGCGGCUUGUAA